Molecule: messenger RNA, 357 nt
Organism: Racocetra persica
Lineage: Eukaryota; Fungi; Glomeromycota; Glomeromycetes; Diversisporales; Gigasporaceae
Source: the annotation of a GenBank genome assembly
AACGAGUAUUAGCACCUGUAUGGGAAUAUUUUCACUGUGAAAAAACAAACUCACAUGGACAUUACUCAGCAAAGUGUUCUUUUUGUUCAACUAAAUGGGCAAGAGGUGAACGGUUAAAGCUUGAAGCCUAUCUUGCAUUACAGUGCUCUUAUGUUGAAGAUCAUAUUCGACAGUCAUAUUUACUACAUGCAUUUAUAGUCUGUGGUAUUUCAUUUUCUAUAGUUGAAAAUCCAUUUUUUAUCGAUUUACUUCAAAAUUUAUGUCCGGACUAUCAACCACCAUCACGGGAAGUUUUAGCUGGACGUUUAUUAGACCAAGAAUAUGCUAAAGUUAUAGUUAAGCGUGAAACUAUCUUUC